Molecule: messenger RNA, 1777 nt
Organism: Poeciliopsis prolifica (blackstripe livebearer)
Lineage: Eukaryota; Metazoa; Chordata; Actinopteri; Cyprinodontiformes; Poeciliidae
Product: CD82 antigen-like
Exons: 8
Coding region: 74-1444 (456 amino acids)
Cellular component (GO): membrane
Source: RefSeq, a predicted model, not a curated record
CAAAGGUUUGGACGGGAAGCGAAGCGGUUUGUUGGCUCUGUUGUCGGGAAACGUCGACCUGCUGCUGAUCAGGAUGAAGCUGGACGUGAAAAUCGAGACGCUGAAGUUCUGCUUCGCACUUUUAAACUCCGUCUUCCUGGUUCUGGGUCUGAGCGUUAUGGGCUGUGGAAUCUGGAUCCUCUUCGACACCGGGAGCUUCCUGAAUGUCCUCUCUUCUGAGGAGCUGCAGGUGGUGGCAGUGGGUCUGUUUGUAAUCGGUGGAGUGGUGGCGCUGGUCAGCCUGACUGGGUGUACUGGAGCGGCCCUGCAGAAACGGUUCCUGCUGCUGGCGUACUUCUGCUUCCUCAUCGCUCUGGUCCUGGGUCAGCUGUACGUCAUCAUCCUGCUGCUGCUGAACAGAAACCAGAUCGAAGACGUUCUGACUCAAACUGUGAAUGCCAUCAUACUUAGGUAUGGAAACAGCAGCGGGAUCGACAGAAUCAUGGAUAACGUUCAGCAUUUUACUAAUUGCUGUGGCAUAAAUGAACCGGAGGACUGGCUCCAGAACUCCUUCAUUCAAUCUCUGAACCUGACAGGCCAGAACGUCCUGCCGUGUUCCUGUUUCCGCUCCUUUCAGCCGAGCAAAAAUUCGUCCUGGUGCUUGGAAACUAAUAGCACCAAUGUAACGAUGCCUGGAACAGGAUCUGGUUUUUUCAAAGAGAGCUGCAGACAGAAGAUCGACCAAUGGCUGCAGGAGAACGUCAUCACCAUGGUUGCCAUGACUGCAUUCCUCAUUUUAAUCCAGGUCAUUGACCUUUUCGUCGCUGGGUCUUUGUUCCGCAUGUUUGGAGAAAAAGACAAAAACAAGCAGCUCAUUGAUGAAGACGACACCAACUCCGCCUCCGAGGCCGACCCGGAUGGCGGAGAGCAGAACCGGGCCUUCAUGGACCCGGAUGAAGGCGCCGCAGAACCAGACUACAUGACAGCUGGAGACGCCAACAACAUGGCUGACCAGUACAACCAGAACCAGAACCAGGGGUACAUCCAUGCUGGAGAUGCAAACAACAUGACGUAUGACCAGUACCAGUACAACCAGGACCAGAACCAGAGCUUCCAGAACCAGAGAUUCCAGAACCAAGGCUUCCAGAACCAAGGCUUCCAGAACCAGGGCUUCCAGAACCAGAGGUUCCAGGUCCAGAACCAAGGCUUCCAGAACCAGAGCUUCCAGAACCAAGGCUUCCAGAACCAGGGCUUCCAGAACCAAGGCUUCCAGAACCAGAGGUUCCAGAACCAGAGCUUCCAGGUCCAGAACCAAGGCUUCCAGAACCAGAGCUUCCAGAACCAGAGCUUCCAGAACCAGAGCUUCCAGAACCAGAGCUUCCAGAACCAGAGCUUCCAGGAGCCACUUAACUUCAACCAGAACCAGGGUUACCAUGAUUACCAGGAGGCUAAUCAGCAUUAUUAAUCAGUGAUAUAUUAGCUGCUUUCUGGCUGCUUGAAGAGUUUUAAGAAAAAACUUUUUUCUCCUUUCGGUUAAUGAAGCUGAAUUAAUCAGAAACGUCCUUUUGGAAAACAAAACCACAGAAACUUUGUUGGUUUUAUCUCCGUUUUUAACCAUCAACCAAAUUUUCGCCUCGUCAUCGUCGGCCAUGUUUGUUCACUCUGAGCGAUUUGAAUGACGAGAUGAAAAUAUGUUUCAUAUUUGACCAUAUUGUAGAAAUAAAGUGUCACAUAUUGAUAUUUAUCUGUUUCCUACAUUCUUCACUUAUUGUUGAUCAUUAUUAAACAGUAACAUGAA